This is a messenger RNA of Carassius gibelio (silver crucian carp), 3525 nucleotides long. RefSeq names its product protein MTSS 2-like. The record is from RefSeq and is a predicted model, not a curated record. Gene Ontology annotation, cellular component: cytoplasmic side of plasma membrane; actin cytoskeleton. Gene Ontology annotation, molecular function: actin binding; phospholipid binding. The coding region runs from base 842 to 2974 and encodes 710 amino acids. The transcript has 13 exons. Gene Ontology annotation, biological process: plasma membrane organization; cell projection assembly. NCBI's taxonomy places the organism in Eukaryota, Metazoa, Chordata, Actinopteri, Cypriniformes, Cyprinidae.
GCCAUUCAAACAAAGCCUGCCAACUACUUCUGCACCUGCACACAUAUCUUUUCAGAGAGAGAAAGGGCACAUGUGAGAGUCAGAGACCCGUGGAAACUACUUCUCAGUUCAGAUGGAUGUAAAGGCUGUUAAUCAAUCAAAUAUUUUGACUGAAAUAAUGUCACAUUCAAGGUGCCUAGAACAAAAUCUCUUUGUGAAGAUAAAUUAUUUUUCUCAUCUCCUACCACUUGUAAUCACAAACCAGUUCUUUUUAAAUUGAACAUGAAAAUUUGAUCAUAAUGCAUAUUCAAUGUUAUUGUGAACAAUUAUUUCAUGCAUGUUAUAGUUAUGCAACGCGUUGCUCAACCUUACAAACAAUUUUCAUUCUCAGAUGUCUCCAAGUUUAAAGUCAAAGUGAAAAUGUUGUCAUCAUUUACUCACCUUCAUGUUGUUCCAAACCUGUAUGUCUUACUUCUGCAGUACAUAAAAGAAUAUAUUUUGAAAAAAUGUGUCUGUUCUUGUUCCUAUAGGGAAAGUCAAAUGUUUUUUUUUUUAUUGUAUGAACAAAAACAGUUAUUUGAAACUUGAGGUGGAGUAAAUGAUGAUAAAGUCUUCAUAUUUGGAUGUACUAUCCCUUUAAACAGUCUCUGAUCACAUGAGCAGUUCCUCAAGGGUUCACAGAUCUGCUAAAUAGCUUCCCAGUUGUGGGCAGGUGUUGGAGGCAGUGAGAGUCUGGCUGAAUGGAGCAUCUGAAGCCUCUGGGUCACAUGAUCUGAAGGAAGGCUGUGGGAGUCGUGAGUGUCCGGUCAGGGUAGGAGGCCAGGGGACUCCUGGAUACAGGAAAUCUGUGAACGCUUUCAGGAUGGAGCUGCCAGCUGAUCCCUCAAGGGAAGGGAAGAGGAUGCUGCCAGGUGCCACCAGGGAUAUUGGCUCAGCUUUGACCCGGAUGUGCAUGCGACACCGCAGCAUCGAAGCCAAACUGCGCUACUUCUCCAAUGCUCUAAUGGAAAAAAUGAUUGCCCCACUCCAAGACAAGAUAGAAGAGUGGAAGAAAACAGCCGCGCUGCUUGAUAAAGACCAUGCCAAAGAGUACAAGCGCUCUAGGCAGGAAAUCAAGAAGAAGUCAUCUGACACAAUAAAGCUGCAGAAGAAAGCCAGAAAAGGUCGAGGAGGACUGAAGCCACAGCUGGACAGUGCCAUGCAGGAUGUGAGUGACAUGUACCUUCUGAUGGAGGAGACCGAGAAGCAGGCUGUGCGCCGAGCCCUCCUGGAGGAAAGGGGGCGCUACUGCACCUUCAUCAGCUUCCUGCAGCCUGUAGUGAUCGGUGAAAUUGCCAUGCUGGGAGAGGUCACUCACCUCCAGGCCAUUAUUGAUGACCUCACUGUGUUGACCACUGACCCUCAUAAACUCCCAGAGGCCAGUGAACAGGUGAUUUUGGAUCUUAAGGGGUCUGACUACAACUGGUCCUACCAGACCCCACCUUCUUCUCCCAGUAGUGUUGGAUCCAGGAAGAGCAGCCUUUGCAGUUUGGUGCAUCUGCCACCAGGCAGCGGACAUCGUUUGAGCAGCAUCUCUUCUCAUGAUUCUGGUUUUGUCUCUCAAGAUGCCAAUGUGCACUCCAAACCUCCCUCCCCCAUGCCGUCUGACAUCACUAGCCAGAAGUCAACCAGUUCUGCAUCCUCAGAGGCUUCAGAAACCUGCCAGUCAGUCAGUGAGUGCGGCUCUCCCACAAUAUUCAGCUCAUCCUUUGCUACCUUCCGUCCUGCUCACUGUUUUAUUGACUCCAUCAGGCCUCACUCUUACUUACUUCCUGCGUCCCCUUCUUAUAAUCAAUCCCCAGGAUCAAAUUCCCCUUCACCCACAUCAAAGAUUCCUUACUGGAAGCAGGACUGGUCGAUGGCAGGUCACUAUGAGCAGACGGUUGUGACCGGGCAGCGCAGGACGGAGGCAGCAGAGCCCUCUGCUGGAGCGGGAGGAAAUGGAAUAAUUCACCCUGAGGAUCCUUAUAUGCUGGCUAGGAUGAAUUCUAAAGACAUCACUGCCAAGCAUGGUAAGCCAGUGUCAUCCGCUGCUAGUGAGCUGGCUAUGGUUCUGACUCGUGGGCUUAGUAUAGAACAGCAGCAGAAGAGCAGCUGUGACUCUCUGCAGUACUCCAGCGGAUACAGCACACAGAACACGACACCAUCAUGUUCAGAGGACACUAUCCCUUCACAGGGAUCCGAAUAUGAUUGUUAUUCCAUGAAUGGGGAUGCUUAUAACGAUGCCCACACAGACUUUGACAAGUCCUGCACCGUCCCUCGGCAUAGCAACCUGGCUCAGAACUACCGCCGUAUGAUCCAGACCAAGCGGCCCGCCAGCACCGCAGGGCUGCAUGGAGCACUGGCUGCCCAGGGAGCCCCAACAACCAAUGGGAAAGGGAGAGGAAGUGGUGUCAUAGCCUCAGGAACAGCCACCAUUCGUAGAACCCCUUCAUCUAAAACCAAUGCGAGACGCACCCCAUCCAGUGUGGGUCCCAUCCCUAUUCGACCGCCUAUUGUCCCUGUAAAGACCCCGACUGUCCCAGACUCACCUGGAUUCCCCAGCUCUCCUCUUGUGCACAAUGGAAGUGAGGAAAACCUGUACAGUGAUGAAGCGUUCGAAAUUCUGGACUACAAAGCUUCUCCCAAGCGAAUGAGUUUACCAACGUGGGGAGCUGGUGGUGGAAGUGUCUACGCCCAGCAAACUGGAGCUGCGGGAUUCACUUCAGAAGAAGAGCAGAUGCUUGCCGCCAAUCGCCAUAGUCUGGUGGAGAAGAUUGGAGAGCUGGUCGCUAAUGCUCACGCACUCUGUGACGGCCAGUUCCCAUUUCCCACGGAUUCUCAGGCCAGCCAGGGCCACCAGCAAGAUCAAGGGCAUGAGCAGGAAGGAGAAGACAUGUUGAAGACCAUCCGCAGAGGAGUGCGACUCAGGAAAGCAACCUGCAAUGACAGAUCAGCACCGAGGAUUUUGGGAUAGUUUAGUACCGCUUACCCUGCUAAGUCUAUUGCUACAGACUCUCAGAAUAAAGAAGAGCAAUAUAUUAUGUGGAAAUAUAAGAUCGUAUUUUUUUUUUAUAAUUUAGUGUUAAAAUCUGCCAUCUAACAACUAAAGGCCAGUGUCAGUGUUACCUGUUUUGUGCGUAUGGACACAAUACUCAUCCGGCCUAUUAUUGUGUAAUUAUAUUCACCAGAUUUGGACUAAUAUCUCUGACAGACAUAUUAUGAUGGACAAAUUAUGGCCUGAAGGAUGAGAAUGUAAUGUUUAAGAUGUGUAUUAACAUGCUGGUUAUGCCACUUGUUCCUUUUUGGAGUUGCAGUUUGUGAUGACUAUGAUCGUGUUACUUCUAUGUAACUGCUAUGUUUUUGAGACAUUUCUCUUCCCACGUGUAACUAUUGUAAAAAGCCAAAGUCUUGUUCUCAGCUGAAAAGAUGCACAAAACAGCUUAUACCGCAGCUCAGUCUCAGAUGGACCAUGCAAUGGAAUCUCUGCACAUGCUGUAAACUGCCAAAUAAAGCAAAUCAUUUGUA